Caenorhabditis sp. 36 PRJEB53466 is the source of this 4387-nucleotide messenger RNA. NCBI's taxonomy places the organism in Eukaryota, Metazoa, Nematoda, Chromadorea, Rhabditida, Rhabditidae. The record is from the annotation of a GenBank genome assembly.
AUGGCUUCAUGGCUUCGAAACAUUCAAGGUCAGAUCACUGACGUCGUGAGCGAAGUGCUGAACGAAGCGAGCGACGUGCUCGCUGAAGCACGCGAAGAAGUCGCCGAUCCGGACACCGAACUCAUUGUGGGCUCGAUUAUUUUGGAUAAAAUCAUUCGAUAAACGUUCAGGUUGUGCGGAAGAAAUGCGCGGAAGCCGAGAAACAGUUGGCGAUCGAGGCGUCGCGGGUCGAGUCGUUGGAGGGCGAAAAAAAGGGUUUGGAGCAGCAAUUGUACGAUGCGCACGUGGAAAUGGACACGAUCGGACAGAAACUGAACGGAAUGGUCCGGCAGAGAGACGAGGAAAUCAAAAAACUAAAGGUUUUGCGUGUUUUCACAAAAUUAGCCACGAACAAUCAUGAGAACAAUUGAGAACAUCAUAACGAAGUUUUUAAGCGCAAGAGCGUGAAUUUCAGUUGUUUUUUUUUGUUAAUUUUUGUUAAUCGAACGGCCAAAAUGCUUGUAUUUACGUGAAAACGUUAGAAAUUUCGAGAAUCAUCAUUUUCAUAGCUUUAGACCAGAAAAAAAACGGGAAAAAUGCUGAAUUCAUGAUAACCCCAUAUUGUAAGCUCUUCAGAACCAAUUGGAGCAAAUUCACGAAUCCGGCUGGAACGACGCUGGCGAUGAAGGAACGGAGCACGCAGAGCAAAUUUCCGAGCUGAAGAGCCAAGUUGCACAUUGGAAAGAGCUCCAUGAGAACUCAGCCAGUUCCGAGGGCUCAGUCUCGAAAACCGAGCUCGAGCGGCGAUUAGAAGAGGCGCAGCAGCGGAAAGAGCACGAAAUACAGGCGCUGAUCGAGUCGCACGCGGAAAGUAUGGUCGAACUGCGCGAGAUGUACGAAGAGAAGAUGGCCGCGUUGGCCGUCAUUCCCUACAACGCCUCCUCCUCCACGUCGAACGCCGACGCCCUGGAUGCGGUGCUUCUGGAGCGCGACGAGCUGAGCAACAAGGCGAAGAGCAGCACGAACGGCAGCGAUUUGGGGGACAGAGAUAGACCCGUGGUCGUGGAUUUGGGCAGCCACGACGAGCUGGUCGACGAGCGCAUCCGACAGAUGGAGGCGGAACUCGAGAGGUGCAAAGAGGAGAAGGAGGUGACGAUCGAAAGUCUGCGCAGCCAGAACGAGGAGCUCGCGAAGGCCUACGACGAGCUGAACACGGAAUUCGAGCAGUUCAAGAUGCGAAACGCGCAGACCGAGAACCGAAACGACGAUCUGAACCGACGGAUCCAGAGCCUCAAGGCGAACGUGAUCGAGUACGAGGAGCGCUACGAAUUGUGCAAGAAGGAGAACAUGACGACGGUCGCGCAGCUGGAGAAAUUGUCCGGCGACUUUGAGAAGCUCCGUGCGGGCGUGGCGAGUGUCAGUCAACGGAGGGAAGAUGCGGAUUCGCUGGUGAACGAGGAGGUCGAGAAACUGAGGAAUGCGCUGGAGGAGUCGAGGGCGGAGAGGGAACGGCUGAGGGAGGACGUCGCGCGGUUCACCGUGUCCGUCGGGGAGAUCGACGUCGAGCUGGAGAAGUUGAGGGGCAUGAAUCGGCAGUUGUUGGCGGAGAACGAGGCGCUCACGCAGAACCUGACCACGUGAGAAAUUUUGAGCAUUUUUUCCUAAUUUUCAUCACUGAAGAUUGAAAAAAUCAAAAGUUCACUAACUUUUAAUCAAAAAAUGUUUAAGCCAGCUCAAAAACCAUUAAUUUUCAGGUACGAAAGAACGAUGCAAGAAGUGAUAACGUCGAGCGAGAACGACAUUGGCAACUUCCGCGAUCAAUUCCGCGAAAUCCAACAUAAUCACGCGAGACAACGAGAAGCGGUGCAUGCGGAGAACGCAGCCCUUCGCGACGAACUCGACGCGAUCAAGAAGCAAAGGGACAUUGUGAUGGAGGAAUCACGGCUGGUGAAGGAGGUGAACGAGAAAUUGAAGCAGAAGGCGGCCGCAGAGGAGAACAAGAUCAGACUGCUGACGCAGAAGGUCGAUCUGCUGCAGGAAACUGUCGAUGAGGUCAAGAAGAGGAAUGUGGAGCAAGAGGAAGAGCAGAAAGAUCCAGAGCUGGCACUCACGAACCUCAACGUGCUCAGAAAACAACUAAGCGAGGCGCUGAAGGCGAACUGCGAGAAAUCGGAGGAAUGCGAUCGGAUCCGAGUGGAAGCGAGGGAAUUGGAACGGGAAGUGGAGCUCCGACAGAACUGUGUCGACGAAAUGAUCGCGCAGACGAACACGCUCCAAAUGCAGCAGGAGACGAUGAGCACGGCGAACCGCACACUUCAGACCCAAUUGCUCGAGCAGGAACGGCGGAUUGUGAAGCUCGAGGAGGAGCUGAAUAUGGCCGAGGAGCAGAGUCAGCAGCUAAAGGUGCAGAUCCAGAGACUGGAGAAUGUGUUCGUGCCGGCGGAGGAUACGGAGGAGAGAGAGCAACCGGGACCCGAAGCAAUGAGCCGGUACAUUACGGACCUGCAAGAGAGGCUCUCGUCGAGCGAGGAGGAGCUCAAAGCGUUCCGCGAGCAGCAAAUCGACGCAAACAAAGCGGCGGAGGAAGUGCGGAACGAGCUGGAACGGAGUCUUUUCGAAGCGGAAGAGGUCGACCGCGGACUCCUCGAGGGCAUCGAGGAGCGAGUGAAAGAGCUGGAGACGGAGCUGAUGAGCAAGGCAGAGCAGUUGGAGGCCGCGGAGGCGGAGAAGCGGAGGAUCGGCGAAUCGUUGGUGCAGCUGACCGAACGGAUUAGGAAUCUGGAGGCGGAGAGCUCGAAGACCGAUGUGCUCAGAGAGCAAGUGGAGAUGUACAAGCAAAAGUUGGAGGGAAUCGAGAAGGAGAAGGAGAUGUGUGAGUUUGAAAUUUCAACCCAAUUCUUCAUUGUUUCAUGAAGAAUGUGCUAAAUUCUGCACAUUUUGAACUGAAAACAAAUUGCAGACGAAAAGCUGACUGAGGAGAACACGUACUUGAAGACGGUCGCGCAGACGCAUCACGAUGAAAACGUGAAAUAUUACGAGAAAUGUCAGGAGAUGGCGGCGGAAAACGAGAAAAUGCAGGCGCAAAUGCAGCAGAUGAGCCGGCGAGUCCAGGAGUUCGAGGGCAAGCUCGCUGUCGAGACGGACGCGCAGGAAAAACGCGCGAAGGAGCUGCAACGACUACGCGAGCACUUGAUGAUUGUGGAGGAGAACUCAACGCGCGAGGCCGUCGAAUCGGAGCAACGGGAGACGGAGCUGCGGGCGAGAGUCCGGGAACUGGAAGCACGCGGACACGCGGCCGAGGAAGGCGCCACGGAGAGCACGCAACAGUACCAGGAGCAGAUCGGAACGCUCGCGACGAAGCUGGAGAGUGCGGAGAGGGCGGCGACGGAGUGGCGCGGAAAGUACGAGCACGAGGUGCGGGCGAGGGAACAGACGGCCGAAGCACUCGCCAGUCUCCAGAACGUGGUCAGGGAACUGUCGGUCGAUCACGAGAGGGACGCCGCCGCGGCGAACCACAGGAAUCUCGAGCUGCAGACGCAGAUUUCGGUAGGAUUUAGGGGGAAUUAGAGCCAAAAUUUCAAUUCUCGUAUCAGAAAACGCGGUGAAUGAGCCGCAAAUGCAAAAAGUGCAUAGCAUUGAAGACUCACACCCUGAAAGUUUCAGUUUAACCAAAUUUAGCGAUUUUCGGUUUCAACUCGCUUCAUUUCCAAAUCAGAUGAUCCGAAUGAGCUGAAACAUUCAAGAAUAUGAUUUUCCAGACUCUAAACGAUGAAAUCGCCCGAUUCUCGGAAGCGUUCGACCGUCAAACACUGGCUCGACAGGCGGCCGAAGAGGAAAAUGAGCGUCGGCAGCUGCAACUCGUUUCGAAACAAAAGAUUGUCGAGGACCUCGAGCAGCAGAUCGAAGAGCUCCGAUCGCCACAAAAGACCGACUCGUACCGCAUCGACGACUCCACCCUCCGCCAACUCUUCCUCAACUAUUUCUCGGCCGAACCGUCGAAACGACCCGACAUCGCGAUGCUCCUCGCCAGUAUUCUCGAGUAUCCGCAGGACGAAAUGGACAAGUUCCGAUCGGCGGUCCGGCAGUCGUUCAGCAACACCGGCGGCGGCUCCUCGUUCUUCUUCGGCUCCCGCGGAUCGACUCCAACGGGCGGAGCGUCCCUCUCCGAACAGUUUAUUCGCUUUUUGGAAGUGGAGUCGGAAUCGUCGAGGACCGCACCGCAACUGCCGAUCAGAGGCGGACAAACGGAACGGCAGGCACCGCAGAUGUCGUUGGAUUCGCCGCGGCAGAAGUAAGCUUUGUAGAGAUCGAUAAUCCACUCGAUGUUCUGUUCAGAUCGGCGAGCCCGCAACCGUCGCAAGCAUCGGCGUCUUCCUCGGCGGCGGCCCUCGACUCGCUGCUUCGCUAG